Messenger RNA from Bufo bufo (common toad), 2325 nucleotides. Its product is annotated as calpain-2 catalytic subunit-like. Gene Ontology annotation, cellular component: cytoplasm. Bases 1 to 2082 code for a protein of 693 amino acids. The record is from RefSeq and is a predicted model, not a curated record. The transcript has 20 exons. Lineage: Eukaryota; Metazoa; Chordata; Amphibia; Anura; Bufonidae. Gene Ontology annotation, biological process: proteolysis. Gene Ontology annotation, molecular function: calcium ion binding; calcium-dependent cysteine-type endopeptidase activity.
AUGGCAGCUACAGCUAUCACUGUGCGCCUGGUGGAUGAUGAAAAUCCCUGUCUCAGGACGAUUUCUCCCUACCUGGAUCAAGACUACAGGACCCUGUUCCAGGACUGUUUGCAGAGGAACCGUCUUUUCGAGGACCCACAUUUUCCCGCUGGUCCUGCAGCUUUGGGGUUCAACCAGCUAGGACCAUGGUCUCCUCAGACCAGGGGGAUCCAGUGGAAGAGACCUCAGGAGCUCGUCCGGUACCCUCAAUUCAUCAGCGACAGCAUGAAAUGGACGGACAUAUGCCAAGGACAGCUGGGUAACUGUUGGUUUCUUGCCGCAGCGGCCUCUCUGACCGUUUACCCCCUUCUAUUGGAUCGUGUGGUUCCUGCCCAGCAGAAUUUUCAUAAUGAUUAUGCUGGAAUAUUCCAUUUUCAGUUCUGGCAGUACGGCCAGUGGAUUGACGUUGUGGUCGAUGAUCGUUUGCCAACGAAGAACGGGGAGCUGGUGUUUGUCAGUUCUGCCCAGAAGAGCGAGUUCUGGCCGGCCUUGCUGGAAAAGGCUUACGCCAAGUUGAAUGGCUCCUAUGAAGCUCUGAAUGGAGGUUGGAUUAGCGAAGCCUUUGUGGACUUCACUGGAGGUGUAGGCGAGAGUGUGGACCUCAAGGCCGCUCCUCCAGACCUGUUCCAGAUGAUCCAGAAAGCUGUAGAGAAGAAGUCCCUGAUGGGAGCCUCAAUCAAUAUACUGGACCAGUCUGAAAGUGAAGUGAGAACCCCAGAAGGACUGGUGAAAGGCCAUGCCUACUCCAUUAUAGGUGUCUCAGAGGUAGACUAUCAGGGGCGCAGAAUCUCCUUAAUCAGAGUGCGGAAUCCGUGGGGAACAGUGGAGUGGAAUGGGCGCUGGAGUGACAACUCCUCCACCUGGUCACUAUUGGACAAUGCAACUGCACUGAAGCUUCAAUUAAGAGCGGACGAUGGUGAAUUCUGGAUGCAGAUGGAUGACUUUAUGCGCUAUUUCGAUACGCUGGAUUUUUGCAGUCUCACAUCGGACUUAGCUUGUAGUGGUAGUAUCCAUACAUGGAAUGCCAACUCUUUUGAAGGCAAAUGGGUGAAAGGACACAAUGCUGGAGGAUGCCGCAAUUACAAAGGCACCUUCUGGAGCAAUCCUCAGUUCCUGGUGACGGUGGAAGGAGAUGAUAAGAGAAAUGCAUGCACCAUGCUGGCCUCUCUUCUUCAGAAGGACAGACGGAAGGCGCGGGCUGCUGGGAGAGAUUUCCUGGUCAUCGGUUACGAGAUCUAUAAGGUGCCAGAACAGUUCAGUGAUAUGAGCCUGGUGUCCCAGAGAGCCGCGGCCAUCUCCAGCCUGGUCCCUAUGGUCCUCACACAAUACAUGGCCAAGCGUGAUAUCACCGGCCGCUAUGAGCUGACCCCCGGACAAUACCUGAUCAUCCCUACAACCUACAUGCCCCAAGAGGAGUCUUCCUUCAACCUGAGGGUCUUCACCGAGACACAACACACAUUCAAGGAGAUGGACUGCAUGGUCAAAGCAGAAGCCAAAGUGUUUCAGGAGGGCACUCUUCGGAUGAGCAUGGAAGACUUCAGGAAACAUUUUACACGACUGUCUGGACAAGACCAGGAAAUCAGCCCUGAGGAACUGCAGAAAAUCUUGCUGCAAACCACCUCCAAACAGUCGCACCUGAAGACAGAUGGAUUUUCCAUGGACACUUGCAUCCAACUGCUGAGAAUGGCAGAUAGCAAUAGGAACGGAAAACUGCAAUUAGAGGAAUUUUGGUAUCUCUGGAGCAAAAUCAAAGAAUGGGAGCAUAUAUUUACAAAGUACGACUGUGACAGAUCCGGGACAAUGGACGUACAGGAACUGCGCCUGGCGCUGGAAGCUGCUGGAUUUCAGCUAAACAACAAACUUGUGGCGCUGCUGUGUAUGACAUACGGAGACGAUCUGAGACGAGUGGAUUUUGACAGCUUCCUAUCCUGUCUAGCACAUCUCGUUGGCGUCUUUGAUGUAUGCCGGAAGAUGGACCAGGACAAAGAUGGCGUCAUCACUCUUCAGGAACAGCAGUGGAUGCAGAUGGCGAGUCUUCCGUGAGGUCGCCGCCCUUGAAAACCAUCUCACCUCAGACCGGACAAUUUUUCAAACAGGAUUUGGACCCGAGAAGACGACGGCAUACGGCACAAUGAUUGGGAUGCGUCUCCGCACAAGCUGUCAAUAAAACAAACUCGACCAAUGUACCGCUAUGUUAAUGACAAACACUGGCACGGACGCCUUCUGGCAGCUUUUGAAACUCUGUAUUUUUAAACGUUUUUUUCCCCAAAAAAAAAUAAAAAUCAU